This is a messenger RNA of Octopus sinensis (East Asian common octopus), 573 nucleotides long. RefSeq lists its product as uncharacterized. Lineage: Eukaryota; Metazoa; Mollusca; Cephalopoda; Octopoda; Octopodidae. The transcript has a single exon. The coding region runs from base 1 to 573 and encodes 190 amino acids. The record is from RefSeq and is a predicted model, not a curated record.
AUGUUAACUGAGAUUAAUGAAAUUCUGAAAGUAGGUGGGGAUCAUAUUUCAUCAGAAAUUCAUAAACUGAUAACUCGAGUUUGGAAUGAAUCUUCUGUGCCACAAGAAUGGAUAAAUGGCAUUUUAAUCUAUGUAUACAAGGAAAGCUCGAAAGCAGUGUGUUGUAAUUCUAAAGGGAUAACUCUUCUGCCAUAUACCGGGAAGAUGCUUUCAAGGUUCAUGAUAGAUUGUUUUAUUGAGAAUGUAUGUCAACAUGUGAAUCCUGAAGAACAGUCUGGUUUCAGACCUGAGCGAGGAACAAUGGACAUAUUUUGUGUAAGGCAGGUUCAAGAGAAAUGCUUAGAGGAACAAAUGCCACUAUACCAAGUCUUCAAAGAUUUAACUAAGGUAUUUGGCACGGUAAACAGGGAGUCUUUAAUUAAUUUUCGGUGGACAACGGUGUCAAACAGGGAGAUAUUCCUGCCCCUACACUUUUCUCUAUAUAUUUUGCUGCAUUACUUUGGUAUGCUUUCAAGGAUUGCAGCUGGGCAAUCGGAAUCAGAUUUCGGACGUCUGGGCGUAUCUUUAAUUUGA